Molecule: messenger RNA, 4250 nt
Organism: Lethenteron reissneri (Far Eastern brook lamprey)
Lineage: Eukaryota; Metazoa; Chordata; Hyperoartia; Petromyzontiformes; Petromyzontidae
Source: RefSeq, a predicted model, not a curated record
UGAAGGACUGGUUCAGAUAUAGUUCGCUCCUCAAUAAUGACUUAGAUCGUGACCGGGAAUCGAACUCAUCUAGCCUGGUCCAUAGGGAAGUGCGUAAACCACUGCGCCACCGCUACCCCCACUCUCUAGUUAUGUUUUUUAAAUAUUUUUUUCAUCUAUUGGGUAAUUUGGGAAGUUCUGCUUUUUGCGGUUUUGGAGCCGUGCAGAUGUGAUGAGCACACGUGUUGUGUGGGCUCAGAUAAAAUGUUUAUUUACCAGCAAAAAAGUUAAAUUUUGAACAUGUCUUUGUCUUUGUGCGCGCCAUCUGAGGAACGGUGGCGCAGUGGUUAGCACACUGGACAACAAACCCCGCAACCUGAGUUCGAUUCCCACUCAACGGCUAUCAGUGAAGAAUGUCUGAACUUGUGCUGGCCACACCAUCCCCUCGCAUGCCGUGCCGGCCCUCAUAGGUGCUCACUUAUGACUUGCCUCAACAGCCUGUUUAAGGCUAUACGGGGGAUCUGUGUAUAUGGUGAACGUUUUUCCUACCGUAUUUGGUACCAAACAAUUGCUACCUUAUUCGAUACCAAUUUCCACUCUGGCCCAUGGACUAAGAGAAUACAUAAAUGGCGACACGAGUAAGUCGACUGGCAGCAGGUGGUGGGGUAAAAGUGUGUGGGUAUUUACUACUUCUUUAGGACCAGCGUGGAAGAGUAGGCCAAAUACCCUUCAGAGGGGUCAUCUAUAGCUCUCGCUAGUGGAGGCCUUUCUGCCAACAGUGGCGUGAGCCAAAUGUUGCAGAGUUGCCUGUUUUUUGUUUAUCUGUGUCGCAAGAACAGUUGAUUAUUUUUCUUUAUUAAUAUUUAACCACAGUCUGGCUGCCAUACAUUUGUUUUAUUUUAUUAUUAUUCUGUAUUGUUGAGAACAUUACGACGCACACAUUGCCUAACAACCGUGCAGUCCAGUUUGUUCACAAUGGCUUACUCCUCUAUUCCGAUACUACCUUCUGUGUCCAUCAUCAACACAAUUAUCUUCAUCAUCUUCAUCGCAUUCCACGCAUCCGUUGUAUCUCAUCCUCCCCGCUCACUCACCUCUUCCUCCUUCUCUCCCAACUCUUCCUCUCCCUUCUCAUCUUCCUCCGUUUUCCCGAUGCCACGUGACUUGGCUCACUUCAGGCGAUCCAAACGCCAGGUGUGGCCGUUUAAAUUCGACGUUCUCGGGCUGGCGAGGACGGUCGUUGGCUACGCCAUCAAGUUCGCGUACGAAGACCCGCGGGCCGACCGGUGGCAGCAGGAAUGGCGCAAUUUCGCGCAAGAGAUGAGAGGUUCCGCAGGCUUCAUACGGCACUCCCUGCUGUCCCUGCCAUCGCUGCUGGAGCGCGUGGAGGCGCACGGGGAGUGGCUCCACGUGCGCGCCACGCUGCGCUCUCUGCUCUCCCGCCUGCGUGUGUUCCACCACCCUCUCGCGGAGCUGCAGGGUGCUGGUGGCGCCCUGCACCCCCGCUCCGCCGAGACCUGGGCAACCAACGCGAUCGACCCCACGUCGGGCAUCUUCGCAGCCCUUCUGGAUCUCAACGCACUCAUUCUGGACAGCGAUGCCGGCGGCGGCGGCGAUGCCGGCGGCCGUGCGCUGUACGCGGCGUACGCGCACUCCCUCAUGGCGCAUGGAAACGAAGGGAUCCUGUGCCACGCGGGGACGUCGCGACUGGGUGCCGUGGCCUCCCUGCAUAUGCUUGUCCAGGGUGCCCGCCUGCAGGCACUCGAGGCACUCAUGGCGGCCUACAACCUCGCGGGGGCGGCUUCGGCGGCCAACUUUACGGCAGAAAUGUUGAGAAAGCUCGAGCUGUUCGAGGGACACACUGCUCAGCAGGAGACGGCCCUGCGCAGCGCCGCCCGCUCGGCCGACGACCGGGUCCUUGCGUGCGGUGACGGUAGUGGUCGUGGUGGUGGUGUUGAUAGUAGCGGUAAUGGAAAUAGCGGUAAGACACACACGCUGUUCACAGUCUUCCAAGGCAUCCAGUUGAGCGAGGCACGGCUCGGAGACGGCUCUUGCAUGGGCACGUGUGAGACUUCACACAGGCAAGUGCUACCCCCUGCCCAGCCACGCGCGCGACACUGCGAAGGAAUUCUGCUCGAGUGCCAGGAUUCCUGGGACUACGUUGGUCUCAACCUGGCCCCCAGUGGGGACUGGCGGCGAAUACUGGCCAUGGGGAACAUCAGGGGUCCAAAGGAGUCUGCGGCCGAGAGGUGGGGUCAGAAGAUGGUGCGGCUACCUACGUGGGAAGAAGUGAGUGGCGGUGGCAGCUUUGCCGGUGACUAUGCCUACACGAGGUGGUUCUGGCGAUGCCGUCCCUGCUUCUGCAUCUGCGAGGAUCCGUGGAGGAAUACGGCCGAGUUCGACCUUGGGGAGGUGCGAAGCGACACAGCACGAGGGAUGGUGGUGACCGGGGUGGCCAUGCAGGCCUCCACCUUGAUGGAUGAGCGAGGAAGCAGGACACGAGUCCGGCUGGAGGUCAGACAGGGCCGAUCUCGACCUUUCGGACAUGCUGAACCUUCAGAGCCACGAUGGAGACGGGCAACUGGCAGUCGUGGAACUAAUUUUGAAACCAGGAGCCGAUCCGAUGAUGCGAAUGAGCACACACAAUGGAAUGGAACCGAAGCGACCUUGGCGCAAACUUAUUCCAUCUCUCGCGAGCAAAGGAGAGCGACCAUCGACCUCCAGGAUGUGAGAGUCGACCCGGGCUGCGUCCUUACGGGAGUGGCCUUCUUCGAGAGGGGCAAACACCUCGCCCUCAAAGUCCACCAGACCCCGAUCGAGCCGGACACGGGCCGUCUACGCGCACAUGAGGGCCGCUGGAAGGAGCCGCCGCCCACCGUCUGCAGCUUCCCAUCCACACAGGGACUCGAGCUACCACCUUCCUGGUCAGAUGGCCACGUGGAGCGGGGCCCAUGCGCCGAAGCCAACAUGGAAUUCGCUUGGUCAUCCAAGGAGCAGGACGUGGCGCAGAGCACGCUGCCGGCAAUUGACACGAGGCUCGUGGCGCCAGACGAAGACGUGUGGCGAUACGGGGCAGGGUUGCACUAUGUAGCACGGCAGGGGUUCGCGGGGUCCAUUGGGGUCAGUUUGCUCGAUCGGCCAGACUGUGGCGGGGUCAAUGUGGGGUCAGAAUGGACAGAUAGGUUCUCGAGAGGUCACGGAAAGGACCACAUUGAGUAGAAAAGUGUAGAGGGUGUGAAGAGGUUUUAGGGUUGUUGGGGGGGGGGGGGGGGUAUGGGUGAGCAUAGAGAAAAGGGUUGGUGGAUCAUGCAGAGAUUGCUGUCGUUAUGAUGUUGGAAUAAAACAAUUAUUGUCAGUCACGCUUUGUCAUCAUCCUUUCACCAUACUCCUAAAACCAAUCGCUGAGACUCAACCACCACCAGUUCACCAAUAGGAACGCUAAACUAACCACACAGCUCACCAACACCACACUUACCAUCAUUAGCAAUGUUUCUGGAACGUUUUCCAACGACUAUUAGUAAAUAGCAUUUUUUUCAGUAGUUACCCCAAGGAAACAGUAUAUAUCUAAUAGGAAAUGAGUCCAAACGCACGUGGAGAAGCGUGAGACUCCACGCACACGCAUGUUUUUCUUGUCAAUCUGUAUGUUGAACUUCUUUUGCACGGUACGUAGCCAACCGUGCUAAUCUAAAACAACGUAGCAUUAUGAUGUGCAUCAGUGCGCUUAGCACGCGUGGGUGUUAUAGCACGCGUGUUGUCAUGUGUGUGCACGUUUGCACAUUUCUGUGCGUAGACUUUAAUGUGUACUCAAACUCCAUAACAAAAACGUGAAACUCGUUCAAUAGUCUGCUAUAAAAACAACGGUUGUAUUAACAACUUCGUUUAACUCACGGUCGAGAAGUACGUCAAUGGCGCCUGAGACACGCGGCGCCUGCUUUUUGUGCUAGUCGAUUCCACAGUUUAGAGACCACGGCGUUUUUGACCUACACAAAUAUAUAUAAAUAAUAAGGCGUCCAUACAAAAUGUAAAUUGCUUUCAAGUAGCGAAUUAAUUGAUGCCGAUUUUGACAAGGCAUGCAUUGUCAUCGGAUCUGAGUACGUGUGCAAAAUGUGGAAUUGAUUGGACAACGGGAAGUGGACGAAAUUUAGAUUACAAGAUUUGACCACGACAAAGAGGAAUCAGGUGAAGUAAAACUCGUUGAAAAGAGUUCCAUAGCUCGUCGGAUUGUUUAAGGAUAAAUGAUUCUGCUUAUACUCUUUGGUUCUUUCGGUAAAGUC